Messenger RNA from Folsomia candida, 998 nucleotides. RefSeq names its product urease accessory protein UreE. The coding region runs from base 438 to 878 and encodes 146 amino acids. Lineage: Eukaryota; Metazoa; Arthropoda; Collembola; Entomobryomorpha; Isotomidae. The record is from RefSeq and is a predicted model, not a curated record. The transcript has 3 exons.
GCACUGUUUUAUCUUGGCAUUAUUGGUCGUGUACAGAAUUCAGGAGUGACGGAAGGUUGUUGAAUUCACGGGACUCAAUUCUUGAUCAGCAUCAACAUCAUGUUCCUCUUCAUAUCAAAAAAUUACGGCAUCCAACAGUCUUUUAUACCCAUAUGUACACACAUGCUUUUGUAACUACCGUCAUUCUCCAUUCAUACGCAAAUAUUGGUAUCUAUUUUAGUAUGGUCAAGUUUAAAGAGGUUCGUUCAGGGAAAUGCACUUAUAUUUUCUCACAUGUAAGUACCUGUAUUAGUGUUGACAAAUAGCUUCUUGGAAGGGCAUUCACUCAGUGGUUGGUGAGUUCUUUUUAAGGAACUGCAUUUCCGAGGUCCAAGUCAUUCAAAUUUGGGCAAGACCAAGUGUAAGAGUACGCAGUUUUUUAAAAUAACAAUUGUACCAUGAAAUCAAUUUUGGUCUUUGGAGUUGUGAUUUUAGCAGUUGUCACACUGGGAAACGCCGUGCCACUGAUCGACUCUAAAGAGGAUACUGUCCAGCCCUUUAGCUUAAGUCCUGGAAAUGUAAAUCCUGACGAAUUUUUUGCAAAGGUUUAUGGAAACGGAGCUCCUGCAACCAUUGUAUCUCCUCCACCGGCUCCACCGUUUACAUUCUCUUCAGCUUCAUCAAAUGAUGAAGCUCACGAUGAUCUCUCGGAUGACAGUCAUGAAGAAAUUGUGUUAACCAGAGUUCAAAGAUCUCCACAACAUCAUCACCAUCAUCAUCAUGGACAUCAUGGACACGGUGGCCAUUACGGAGGUCAUGGGCAUUAUGGAGGUCACGGACAUUAUGGAGGUCACGGGCACGGUCAUUAUGGCCACGGUCACGGUCAUCGUUACGGAUAAUUUCUGAACUAUACAAUACUUGAUUGCACCUGAAAUUUUGACUGAAUGUAUGCGAUUUCACAAAAUAAUGAUAAUACAAAUUGACGUAAAAUAAUUAAUUAAAAACUUAUAUGCAUUCAA